AUGGUCGCCAACGUCCACGUCUCCACGCACCCUUGCGUGAAAGCCAAGUUGAGCCUCCUCCGCUCUGCAAGCACCAAUGCCAAAGAGACAAAAGCUCUCAUCCACGAAAUUGCCACGAUUGUCAGCUGCGAGGCUCUCGCCAAAGGCCUCUCCGUCGAGCAGAAUGGCACAGACAAAAGCCCUCUCGGAUACGAGUAUCCCACUGAAGCCAUCAACCCCUCGAAUCUCAGCCUUGUGCCCAUUCUACGCUCUGGACUGAGCAUGGUAGAUGCCGUUCAGGCGGUCUUGCCCACUCCGGUCUCCAUCCAUCAUCUUGGCAUGUACCGGGAGAAGAGCACGCUGCAGCCUGUGGAGUACUAUAACAACUUACCAUAUCACAAAGCUGGCGCUACGUCAAGCAUCUCAGAGUUGGCAAUCAUCGUAGACCCGAUCAUCGCUACCGGGUCUACUGUCUGUGCGGCAAUCGACACCUUGCGGGAUUGGGGAGUCAAAAGGAUCAUCUCCAUUUCCAUCUUAGCCAGCAAAGACGGUCUGCAGAAAGCGGCCGAGGCAUGGCCAGAGGGUGUCGAGCUGUGGGUGGGAGGCGUGGAUGCCGCAACGGAUGAGCGGGGCAUGAUCAAGCCAGGUUUGGGAGAUGUGGGAGACAGAUUGUAUUUGACUGUUGGGAAGUAG
Molecule: messenger RNA, 672 nt
Organism: Ramularia collo-cygni
Lineage: Eukaryota; Fungi; Ascomycota; Dothideomycetes; Mycosphaerellales; Mycosphaerellaceae
Product: probable uracil phosphoribosyltransferase
Exons: 2
Coding region: 1-672 (223 amino acids)
Source: RefSeq, a predicted model, not a curated record